AUGAAUUUAUUAAAUAUUAUUAAACAUCUUCUCUACUUGACUCAAACUGAAUAUGGUUCCGAAAAUUUUUCAACAACUGCUGAUGAAAUUUUGACUGCCGAACGAUUAUUCGAAGUUUUAAAAUCUAUAAAUGUCAGCUACUUCACUGAACUGUAUACAUAUGACACUCUCGAACUCGACGAUGAAUAUGAUGAACUAACUGAUGAAGAACAGAGCAAUGAUGACAUUAAUGAUUAUAAUGACAAUGAGCAUUCUGAUAUAAAUGAUCAUUUUACAUUAGAAGAAAUGGAAAAAAUAGUCGAAUGGGUUGACCAACAUCCAAAUGCUGGACUUGCAACAAUUUCACAUAGAUUUAAAAAGUAUCCGUCUCAUCAAAUUUUAAAUAGCGAUCACUGUUCAUUUCAACAAGAGUAUAUUCCGCCAACAACUCUUUCUUUUACUGGUGAAAGUACAACAGAAGUAGUUGCAAGAAAGAAAUAUAAUGUCACACAUUCUUAUACAAUUCAACCAGUAACAUCAGCUAAUGGCCUUUUAUUAGACAAGUUUUUACUUGUACUUCAAGAAAAAGAAAAUACUCUAGGUAAAAGAGUACAAAAAAAUUUAAUAAUACCACCAAAUGUUGUAAAAAUUUAUGCUAGUGAGGCUAUGAAUGUUGAUGAAGUAGAAUCAAUCGAUUAUGAUAGUAAUGAUCAUAAAGAAACUGAUAAUGAAAAUGGUUGUGAAGAAAAUAAGAAUAUUAACGAAAAAUCUCUAUCUUCAUAUUAUGUUCGAAUUUUUAAAUAUUCCAACUAA
This is a messenger RNA of Rotaria sp. Silwood1, 792 nucleotides long. The record is from the annotation of a GenBank genome assembly. NCBI's taxonomy places the organism in Eukaryota, Metazoa, Rotifera, Eurotatoria, Philodinida, Philodinidae.